Molecule: messenger RNA, 3868 nt
Organism: Branchiostoma floridae (Florida lancelet)
Lineage: Eukaryota; Metazoa; Chordata; Leptocardii; Amphioxiformes; Branchiostomatidae
Product: UDP-glucuronosyltransferase 2A1-like
Exons: 4
Coding region: 288-1862 (524 amino acids)
Molecular function (GO): UDP-glycosyltransferase activity
Source: RefSeq, a predicted model, not a curated record
AACGACCUCCUGUGCUAACUCGCAGGUCAUCGUCCGAUCGGUCAUUUUUCGAAAGCAGGGCACAUGUUUCAACGCGAGAGGACGACUCAUUCUUGAUUAUUCCAGGUAAAAAACAAGUUUGUCGAGCAUUACAAGUGUUACUUUUAUUGUCAGAGGAGCACAGACGCCAUUCUUAACUUGUUUCCAUUUUUAAAGACCGGGUCUCCAACAUAUUUGAAACACAUUCGAAGCUUCACGGUCACCUAACGCGAACAACUUCCGGUUCGUUCUUUUGAUAGCCCAGCGCAAUGGAGACUACAUCACGGUAUGUACUGUUGUGUGUGAUGAUAUGUCUGGGAGUUCACGUUAUCGGUGCGGAGAAAGUUCUCAUUGUCCCGUCGGCCGUAUCAGGCAGUCACUGGUUCCCUCUAGCGUCAGUCGGCCAGGCUUUGGCGGCGAGGGGUCAUGAUGUCACCACCGUCGUCUCCCAGGACAUCGUGGCCAAACGUCGGGCGGAGAGGCCGAACUUACGGUUUGUGUCCUUCGAUGACCAGGGAAGCUUUGCGCGGAUAGAAAACCUCGCGGGCCAGAUGAGUGAGAUAUCCAAGCAAUCUAUGUUCCGUAUCUUUCAACACACACAAGAGGCGUUCCAAUACAUUUUUCAACACUGCGAUCUCCUAUUAGGGGACGGUGAUCUUAUGGGCAGGCUGAAACAAGGACGUUUUCAGGUUGUCGUCACCGAGCCAUUCAUGUGUCCGUGCGGGGCCAUAGUCGCAGCCUACCUGGGGGUACCACACGUUGCCCUCCUUCGCGGUGAUCCUUGGGGGUUUGACGGCCGUGCCACCGGCGUGCCCCGCCCCCCAUCCUACGUACCGUCUAUCAUCUCCCCUUUUACCGACCGGAUGACUUUAAAAGAGCGUGUAAGGAACACUGUUAUGUCGUUUGCAGUGACUAUGGUGUUCCAGUGGUUCUUAGCAGGCGCAAACAACAACCUCGUCAUUAAGUACCUCGGUGAGAAGGAGACUCUCCUGGGGGUUGUGGGGAAGACGGACGUGUGGUUGUAUCGAAUCGAUGUUUUGCUGGGCCUCCCGGCACCGACGAUGCCCAACAUGGUCAACGUCGGAGGGAUCAACGCCCGAGAGGCCAGUCCACUUCCAGAGGAUUUAGAACUAUUCAUGCAGAGUUCCGGCCCUGCCGGGGUCGUGGUCGUCAGUUUCGGGUCACAGGCCAAGACCAUCAGCCUGGAGAGGGCAGAGGUCAUGGCAGCAGCCUUCUCACGGCUCCGACAGAAGGUUGUGUGGCGGUACGUGGGAGAGAAGCCGGUCGGUCUGGGUAACAACACCAAGCUGAUGUCCUGGCUGCCUCAGAACGACCUCCUGGGUCACCCGAAAACCCGAGCCUUCGUCACCCAUGCGGGUUCUAACGGCCUGUACGAGGCCCUGUACCACGGCGUGCCGGUGGUCUGUACCCCGCUGGCCGGGGACCAACCCGGUAACGCCGCCCGGGCGGUGUCCAAAGGCCUGGGAGUGAUACUCGACUUCCACACGCUCACAUCAGAAACAAUGUAUCAGGGUAUAACACAAGUUAUCACUGGCAAUAGCUACCGUGAGACCGCAGCCCGCCUGUCCCGCCUGCACCGUGACCAGCCCCAGCCACCCAUGGAACGGGCCGUCUGGUGGAUAGAACACGUCAUCAAACAUGGCGGACUGCCCCAUCUCCGCGCACGCGCCGUGGACCUGCCGUGGUACCAGUACUACCUGCUGGACGUGACUGCGUUCCUAUUGGCUGUCUGUACAGCUGUCCUGGGUACCGUCUGGUACAGCUGUUCGUUCAUCUGUAGGAAGAUGUGCUGUAAAAGUGGCGGCAAGCUGAAAUCUCAGUAGAAAAUCCCAGAGAAGAGAGAUGGCAGCUAAUGCUUGUUCUCAGGAUGACCUCCAUCUGUUGUUCUUAAACAGAUAUCAACGGAUAGUGAGUUGAUGGAUACUGGUUUCGAAUUGCAAUAUUUUCAAAGUAUACCAGUUUGAAAACAGCUCCCGUUGACUUGAUACCCUGAUUUUAAAUACAGUGUAUAUAGGUUACCCCGCGAAUAAAGGUGAACCAGCGUUACUUAUGGCUCAACGGCCUUCGAUUUCAGGUUGUAAAGUUUCCUACAUGUAUAAGAAAUACCAUCAUAUUCAGAAAUCUCGGAAAUUAUAUAUUUGAAAACAGAAGAAAAAUUAAAAUAUGAUAUAAUAGGUGAGGUGAUCAAAGGAAUGUUGAUGGGUCUAACCUUCCUCACCUUGGCAAUGAUGCUGGAUGAAAUCUUUAUUAGAACUUUCAAACAUUCGAUUAGUAGCAAAUUCAUUACCCCUUAAAUCCAUUUGUCUAAACUUCAUUAAAAUGUUCUCUCCGUCUUGCUAUUGUAUACUAUGAACAAUAGCUUAAAAGGAUUAUAAUUUCUGUAUAUUUGCUUUACAAUCACUAUAAUUGUAAUGGUCAGUCGGUAUGAUUUUUUUACCUUCCCCAAAAUGGCUUGUUUUUUUGUUGUGUUUUUUUUUCAAAUCAGUGCGUCUUUUGUUGUCCGAGAGUAGAAUAACUCAAGACUGCCUUUGUGAAUUGUGUUCAAUGUUUAGUUCAUGUUUACCUGUUAAACUUUUUUCUGUGCCCAGGGUCCUCAAUAACCAUAAAACUAUAUAGAUGCUCCCUGCUGAACUGUGCCAGGAGUCUUGAAAGCUGAAUUGACCCUCUAGACCACAUAAACUAAUUAGAAGCCAUGGGGAGUCCAGCCAGUGUCUGCUGCCAAAAUUGUCUCAACUACUUGUCGACAAAAUACUGUCUAACAAAGCAAAAUGACAAAUAAGCGUGCUGCAAGGCUAAAGACACCAUACCACAUUAGGUUUGAAGAAAGACAUAUCAGACCAGUGUUGAAAAUUAAAGAUGUUGGCCAGAUUUUACUGUUCCUUUGAAUUCAGUGUAGAAGUACAUCUACAGUCUUUCCUGCACUAUCUUGCUCUCUACCUUUGUCUGAGUUACUGAAUGUCAACAUCAUUGCUAUUUGGUGUCUUACCUUUCAGAAACUAUUUGGUGUCUUGUUUUCAAAUAAGACCUGUUAUCCUCAUUGUAGAGAAUAAGAGCAUUUAUUUUGACAAAGAUUAGUCCCUGUCAAAUUUGUAUUUCUUUUACUUCGUUUAGUAGUUAUAAUAUGAGCUUUCUAUUGGCGUUUGUGUGUCUACAAAUAGAACUUGUAAUCUUGGCACCGCCUUUGCAAUGUGAGAGACUAGAAUUACUAAUGCACAGUCACCACUAGCAACUAGGGUAUAAUCUCUCAGUGCCCCAAUGUUUCCUUUUUUCAACCUCAUUGCUUCACAUUAUUUCUGUUUAGAGAAAGCUUACAAAUUUACUUUUAUGUGCGACCAAACUAAAACUCUUUAUCUAGUUGUGACUACCGAAACUCUACAGACUACAGUGUACGUAUUAGCCCUGCUAGUUAAUUGUUUGCUUUUUAGUCACUCACGUUAACAUCUGUUAUCCCCGUUUCGUCUAAGUCGAACGCAUGUUGUGUAAUCAUUAAAGGUAAAGUAGCACCUGUGAGCGCUGUGGUCUUACACGUUACGCUAGGGGGCGUGACUGCACUGUUACCUUCCACGCCCCCACUAACACUUUCACAUGAGUAUAUUACUUUUCCUACGUUUUACAAAAUAUAGUAUUAAAUUGUCUUCUUCUGUACCACCCUAUCUGUUUAAUGUUUAAAAAUUUGCUUAUUAAUAAUGUAAAUAUCAUAUAAUUUGCUCAACAAUAACCGGUUUUUCUUAUUGGACCGGUCCAGAAAAACCGGACCUGAACAAAAACCGGAUGUUGGACCUAUUGGAAAAUGAACAGAUUAUAUGAUCAGGCAUUCACACGUUUUGGG